AUGUCUAAGAAUCUUAAAGAAGUAUCACCUACACCACUAAAACCAGACGAGAGGCCUAUCUCUUACAACCCUAGAAAGAUCCUGGGUAUUGAGGUCUCCACUACUACUGUGGUUCAUGCUUUGUUCAAGCUACAAAGACUAUCGAUUGUGCCAAUGGCACUAUAUUUCCCGGUCCAUGCGGUUAAUACGAUGAUUACACCAUUGGUUAACCCAGAGACUGCCCCAGACUCGUUCCUGACCGCAGUACACAAGUGGGUUCCUCAGGCUGCGUCCAAGAUACUGAUCGCUUCAUUGCUAACCCACAUUGCAAGCGGCGUCUUGCUACGUGGCUGGAAGCUUUACAAGAGUCAUGUGCUGAAGGAGAAAUACCAUCUCCACCACCAGCACAAACAUACCACAUCUCAAGAUGACAUUGGAUUGACUGGUGGUAUUUCUGGCUACUUGUUUGGAAUUUACAAACAGUUCACUCUUUCACCUUUGUCAAUGUCCGGAUAUGUUCUAACACCAUUAGUGCUAUAUCACUUGCUGAUAAUGAAAUGGGUUCCAGAGAGUUUGGGUGAGCCUGCCACAGGGUUCGACUUUGUCAAACAGCUGUUGAGAGCUAGUGAGUGGUGGAUUCGUUGGUUUGCCGGUAUAAUUCCGCUAUCCGCGUUAAUUUCUGCCGCUUCUUAUCAUAUUGUUGCUGGAGCUUGUAGAUUGCUCGAUGUCAAAGACAUGAAGAAGAGAAAGAACGCUUCCAGGAUUAUCUCUGGUUUGAGUAUUGCCGGAUUUUUAUCGAUUCUAAGACUAUCAAAUGCCAAGUCAUUCUCAUCUGACUGGUCUCAAUUUAAUGAUAUUUUCACUAAAUUAAAUUUCUUGAGAACUUGA
Molecule: messenger RNA, 867 nt
Organism: Nakaseomyces glabratus
Lineage: Eukaryota; Fungi; Ascomycota; Saccharomycetes; Saccharomycetales; Saccharomycetaceae
Gene: MCP1
Product: Mcp1p
Biological process (GO): lipid homeostasis; mitochondrion organization
Cellular component (GO): mitochondrial outer membrane
Source: RefSeq, a predicted model, not a curated record